Messenger RNA from Zootermopsis nevadensis, 2565 nucleotides. RefSeq lists its product as uncharacterized. The record is from RefSeq and is a predicted model, not a curated record. Lineage: Eukaryota; Metazoa; Arthropoda; Insecta; Blattodea; Termopsidae.
UUUCUACGUAACCCGUGGUGGACACACCGGGCGCUAAAUUUCCAUCCAGGCGCGUCAUGAAAGUGUAAUCAAAUAUGGCUUAUAGCGCAGUAUCUAAGGAAAAUAAGAUCAGAUAAGGAGUAACCAAUUUCUAAGACUGAGAUGGAAAGUGUGUCAUAUAUAUAAAUUAAAGUACACUUUGCACGUUUAUAAGAGAACGUUUUGGUAAGGUGACAAGCUACUUGAAACAGUCACAAUGUCCGAACAGGCACCACAUAAAUCCUUCAGUGAAACAGAUUUGAAGGAUUUGAAGGAGCGAAUGAAACUUAUAGCUGAUGCUGAUCCUAACCAAUAUCACAAUGAGCUCUCUCUUAAAAGAUUUCUAAGAGCAUUUAAAACGACUGAUGCAGCAUUUCAGGCAAUAUUGAAAACAAACAAGUGGAGAAAUGAAUAUAAUGUGGCAUCUCUAACUGAAGACAAUCCUGUUGUUAAGAAACACAUGGAAACCAAUAAAGCCAGGGUUUUAAGACAUCGAGACAUCGUGGGAAGACCUGUUAUCUACAUUCCAGCCAAAAAUCACAAUGUUAAUGACAGGGAUAUUGAUGACCUAACAAAGUUCAUAGUCUACUGUCUAGAAGAAGCCUGCAAGAAAUGUUUUGAAGAGGUUGUGGACAACUUAUGCAUAGUGUUUGAUUUGAAAGAAUUUGGAUUGAGUUGUAUGGAUUACCAAGUGAUAAAGAAUUUAAUCUGGCUGUUAAGUCGACACUAUCCAGAACGGCUGGGCAUAUGCCUUGUACUGAAUGCCCCUGCUUUAUUUUCAGGUUGUUGGGGUAUUAUCAGAGGAUGGUUGGAUGAGAACACAUCAGGCAAAGUUAUGUUCAUUAAUAGUGAAGAAGAAUUGUGCAAGUAUCUUAUACCUGACAUUUUACCAGAUGACAUUUAGAAUUUGUAAUAUACAGUCUCAUAACACCUCAUCAUUUUAUGUUGGAUUGUAAUGUGCAUGAAGUAUGGAUUUGUUCAUUGCAUUUGUUGGACUUUGAAAUAUGCUGUGUGCAUCUUGACAACACUCUUACUGGAAAUGGUUGGAUCAAGUUUGAGUCAUUACAUGUUCAAAGUAGAAUUAUUAGAAAACAACCAUGUUCUUCAAAUGACAAUGAAAAUUGAUCUCUGAAAAUUAUUUUCGUUGUAUGACUUUAAGUGCAUUGAAGAAAAUUGUCAGUACUUCACACCUGAUCUUACAUAUCUGAUGUUAAUAAAUGAUGAAUUGUUGAUUCUGUUGCAAUUAAGAAUGGAAAUAUAAGCAUUAUAUUGAAUCAGUGAUGAGUAAUGAACAAAAACAUGAGAAAAGAGACAGACUUAUAGUCUGUAUGAAAUAUAUAUAAAUAAAUAUAUACUGAAAGUUAAUAAUUUAAAUAUAUAUAAAAAACAAAUAGUACAUAGUGUAAUUGCUUCAUUUAACUGUUACAUAGUCAAUGAAAAUUAAGAGAAUCUUAUGUUCAUCACAAAUUAAGUGGUACCAAAUAUGAAAAUAUAAUUGUGUUGAAUACAAGGAAGCCACAAGUUUAUGUAAAAACAAACUAGGAUAAUUGGUUAUUUUCCUAAUUCAGAUUUGAAAUCAAGGAUUUUUUUUAUUCUAAGAAUAAAAUAUCUAAAAAUUACUAUGUUGUUCUUCAAUGCCAUGAGAACCUCAAAUCUAUUUAAAAAAUUUAUGGAUGCCAUGUAUGCUCUCUGAAACAGUUUAUAAUGAUCAGUAGUAAUGCUGUACAGACUUAUUAAACACUUAAAAAUAAUAGACUGUAAUUAAAAAGUGUUUACAUUAUUUGUAUUUCUGUUGAGAUCAGGCCUGCACAACAUGCAGCCCACAGAAAGAUUUUCUCUGGCCCAGGGGUGAUCAGUUCAACUGCGCCUGGGUCCCUGAAAAACCAUCUUUCAAAACUAGUUAUUUUAUUUUACAUUAAUGCACCAAUAUUUAAAUUUAAUUAAUUCAGUAAUUAAUGACAUUUCUGUAUUUAUUUAUACAUAAUGCAUAACAUUCACAUAUUUUUAACUAAUGUAAUUAUCAUACAGGAAAUAUGAGGCUGUGGAGGCCAGAUUUAGAUGAUUCUCUGAAAUGUCCGUCAUAUAAAACUGUCUUGCUACUGAUGAUGCCUUGCGAUGAGAAAAGGUACCAAAGAUAAAUAAAAAACAUAUUGUGAAAUGUAUUUUUGUGGAGAACUUUGUCUUGUUCAAUGUUUAAAAAUGAAUGACUGUAUAACUGUGUUACUUAAGUGCUGCAUAGAAAUGUAUUACAAAGUCUUUACUGAAAGUUAUGUUUAUAAAAAGUACACAUAUGUAUGGAAGCAGUGUUUGGAAUCAUGUAGCAUGGUAGCUGCUAAUUCCAUAAUGUCUUUUUUUUUGCAUUUAUAUUUUGACAUUGCAUUUUGAUUCUGUAUGUGAACUAGUACAAAACAGUGACAACAUUUUAGGUGCUUUUAUUUGUUGUUGUUGUUGUAAGAAUGUGAUAUACUGGCAGACUAUAUUGUUCCUUAUGUUGUGUUUCAAUGUGUACAAUGCAAUUUUAAUAAUUAAAACACUAUGUGUUACUGA